CAAUAAUAUUUUAUGGCUUUUCUCUACUUUUCAUACUGAUACAUACCGUUAAAACUAAGUAUUCAACAGAUAUUUAGAGGACGAGCUGAGAUUUACGAAAACUAUCCCUAUAUGCUAGGCAGGUAAAUGGAGUGAGAGUUCUCUCGCUGUCCGGCUAUCAUCCUCCCAGGUAUCGAUCUCUAUCAAAGCGGGACUCUUGAGUUCUUUUCCUUCUCUCCUCUUCUCCUUUUCUCUCUCAAUCAUAUAUCCCAUUUUCUUCAGUUAUUGAUUUAUCAUUAUCCUCCUCACUUAAGGCAGACUACAAUCAUUCUCCCAACCCUUCUUUUUCGGUCUUUCUAUCCUAUCACAUGGAGCUUUUAAAAAAAAAUUGGUGUGAAAAGGAAUAACCGAAGCACCCCCCUCUCAAUACUAUAAAUUGCUCGUCAAACCCAUUUAUUUCGGAUUUUUUAUUCGGAUAAACAUUUUACAUACACACAGAGAUCGCCCAAUAUCUUCUGUCCGGAAUUACAAAACUGAAGAUUUAACCGUUUGGAGCUUGUUAGCCGGUACUCACUUUCAGGGAAAAUCCCAGGCGGGGUGUAAAAGUACCCAUGAAAUCUACUUAGCAGGAAAAAUAAACUAUUUAUCACUUCCUACAUAUUGCUGGUUCUCAGGAAUUGAAAUCGAGCGAAUAAGGAUUUUUUAAAGCGAAGGGUGAAAAAUAGUGCAGAAAAAUGGCUGCGCAGCUAUUUCCAUUGCCCGAGGUGGAAAGAUUGAGCGCAUCGGUGAUCAGGCUGCUGGCGGGGAAUCCUGGGAAGUACACACUACAAGGCACAAACACAUACCUUGUCGGCCGGGGAGCCCGACGUCUCUUAAUAGAUACAGGCGAAGGCCGACCGAGCUGGUCCGCCGCGCUCAAAGCGCUCCUGGCAGCUGAAAAGGCCACCGUGGAGAAAGCACUGCUGACGCACUGGCACCGCGACCAUGUCGGUGGCGUCGGGGAUUUACUGAAGAUGUGCCCAGGGGUGCAGGUGUAUAAGCAUGAUGGGGACGAGGGCCAGUUUGCUAUUGAGGAUGGGCAGGUUUUCGAAGUGCAAGGAGCUACGCUGAGAGCUGUACAUACGCCCGGCCAUACGGAGGAUCAUAUGGCGUUUGUGCUGGAGGAGGAGAAUGCGUUGUUUACGGGUGAUAAUGUGCUUGGCCACGGAACAGCGGUUUUCGAAGACCUUGUCGUUUAUAUCUCUACGCUGGAAAGGAUGCGCAAGCUUGGUGCGGGCAGAGGCUAUCCUGGACAUGGAGCCGUAAUCGAAGACUGUGGAGCUAAGAUUACGGAAUACAUUGACCACCGGCGUCAAAGGGAGGAGGAAGUAUUUCAAGUGUUGAAGUUCGGAGGUACGGACAGCAGCAAGGUGGGGACAGCGGCUGUAGCAACAACGCAAGGAAAACCUCGAGCAUUGUCACCGAUCGACUUGGUUGCGGUUAUUUAUCCCGAUCUCGCGGAAGAGCUGCGUUUGUCGGCUUCGCAUGGUGUAAUCCAGGUACUACUGAAGCUGGAGCGUGAGGGCAAGGUAAUUCAAGAGGGAGACUCGGGGAGAUGGAUGGUUGGGGGUGGGAAGCCGGCAUUAUGAUUUCUUGCUCCUUCUAAUUGAUUUUAAAUUCCCUUUGUCAUUGUAUAUAUUAUAUGCCUUAUACGUGUACAUUUUAUUUUGCCUCGAAUUGCGUCAUUGAAUUCGAUGUUAAUAUAGAGAGAGAUACAUGUUCAUAUACCGACGAUAUAGUUGCAGACGUUUUCACCACAGCUCAACCUGCCUCAUCUAGGAGCGUUUCACAAUGAAGAUUCCUAUGAGGGAGAUGUACGAGAA
Blastomyces dermatitidis ER-3 is the source of this 1841-nucleotide messenger RNA. RefSeq names its product metallo-beta-lactamase domain-containing protein. The transcript has 5 exons. The coding region runs from base 714 to 1607 and encodes 297 amino acids. The record is from RefSeq and is a predicted model, not a curated record. Gene Ontology annotation, biological process: secondary metabolite biosynthetic process. Lineage: Eukaryota; Fungi; Ascomycota; Eurotiomycetes; Onygenales; Ajellomycetaceae.